Mauremys mutica (yellowpond turtle) is the source of this 3314-nucleotide messenger RNA. RefSeq names its product fibrous sheath CABYR-binding protein-like. The record is from RefSeq and is a predicted model, not a curated record. Lineage: Eukaryota; Metazoa; Chordata; Testudines; Geoemydidae. The transcript has 4 exons. The coding region runs from base 417 to 3314 and encodes 965 amino acids.
AAACCAAAUCUUCAAUAAGUAUAAAUCUAAACAAUGUUGAGCCAGAGGAACCUGCUGAGGAGGCAGAAGAAAUAAAACAGCAAAUUGCAGAAGACUCAUUCUGUGCUGAUGUCCAGGUGCAAACUUCCUAUGUCGAAAUACCACCAGGAAAUAGGUGGCGUUGGUUGCGAUUACAAACAGAAGCUCAGGUGCAAACCUCAAAUCUUGAACUACCAGACGAAGAGACUUUCCUCCCAUUUGAAAGUGAGGUCCAGGUACAAACCUCAGAGCUUGAAAUAUUAGAGGAGGAGACUUCAUUGCCAUCGCAAACGGAGGCCCAGGUGCAAACAUCACUUAUUGAAGUACUAGAUACGGAGAGUUUAUUCCCCAUCGAAAGUGAGCCCCUGGAGCAGACCCCAGAUCUUGACUUUCAAGACAUGCAGGUGAAGAAUUUAUUCCCAUUAUUUGUUGAAGUUGAAGUGCAAACCUCAUAUGUAGACAUACCAGCAGGGAAUAAGUGGCGUUCGACACGACUACAAGCCGAGGCCCAAGUGCAAACCUCAAAACAUGAAUUAUUAAAGACACUUUCUUCUCUCUCACAAAAGGAAGCCCAGGUGCAAACCUCCAAACUUUCAAUAACAGAAGCAGAGGAGGUGCCUCUUUUCCCAUCACUAACCGAGGCCCAGGUGCAAACUUCAAGACUUGCAUUAACAGAAACGGAGGAGGAGGUGGCCCCAUUCCCGGUAGAAGAAAAGCCUGUCCCCACAACUCAAAGUGAAGCUGCUGUGCAAACCUCGUAUGUGGACAUACCAGCAGGGAAUAAGUGGCGUUCGACACGACUACAAGCCGAGGCCCAAGUGCAAACCUCAAAUCAUGAAUUAUUAAAGACACUUUCUUCUCUCUCACAAAAGGAAGCCCAGGUGCAAACCUCCAAACUUUCAAUAACAGAAGCAGAGGAGGUGCCUCUUUUCCCAUCACUAACCGAGGCCCAGGUGCAAACUUCAAGACUUGCAUUAACAGAAACGGAGGAAGAGGUGGCCCCAUUCCCGGUAGAAGAAAAGCCUGUCCCCACAGCUCUAAGUGAAGCUGCUGUGCAAACCUCGUAUGUGGACAUACCAGCAGGGAAUAAGUGGCGUUCGACACGGCUACAAGCUGAGGCCCAGGUACAAACGUCAAGUAUUGAGUUACUGAAGAAGCUUUCUUCCCUCUUAGUAACUGAGACCCAGGUGCAAACGUCAAGUAUUGAGUUACUGAAGACGCUUUCUUCCCCAUCGCUAACCGAGGCCCAGGUGCAAACCUCUAAACUUGCAGUAACAGAAGCAGAGAAAGUGCCUCUUUCCUCCUCACUAACCGAGGCCCAGGUGCAAACCUCUGAACUUGCAGUAACAGAAGCAGAGGAGGUGCCUCUUUCCCCCUCACUAACCGAGGCCCAGGUGCAAACCUCCGAACUUGCAGUAACAGAAGCAGAGGAGGAGGAAGCCCCAUUCCCAAUAGAAGAAAAGCCUCUCACCAAAACCGUAGCUGACGCUGCUGUGCAAACCUCAUAUGUGGACAUACCAGCAGGGAAUAAAUGGCGUUCGACACGGCUACAAGCUGAGGCCCAAGUGCAAACCUCAGGUAUUAAGUUACUGAAAAAGCUUUCUUCCCUCUUAGUAAACAAGGCCCAGGUGCAAACGUCAAGUAUUGAGUUACUGAAGAAGCUUUCUUCCCCAUCACUAACCGAGGCCCAGGUGCAAACCUCCAAACUUGCAGUAACGGAAGCGGAGGAGGUGCCUCUUUCCCCCUCACUGACUGAGGCCCAGGUGCAAAACUCCGAACUUGCAAUAACAGAAGCAGAGGUGGAGGAAGCCCCAUUCCCAAUAGAAGAAAAGCCUCUCACCAAAACCGUAGCUGACGCUGCUGUGCAAACCUCAUAUGUGGACAUACCAGUAGGGAAUAAGUGGCGUUUGUCACGGCUACAAGCUGAGGCUCAGGUACAAACGUCAAGUAUUGAGUUACUAAAGAAGCUUUCUUCCCCAUCACUAACUGAGGCCCAGGUGAAAACGUCAAGUAUUGAGUUACCGAAGACGCUUUCUUCCCCAUCACUAACUGAGGCCCAGGUGCAAACGUCAAGUAUUGAGUUACCGAAGACGCUUUCUUCCCCAUUGCUAACCGAGACCCAGGUGCAAACCUCCAAACUUGCAGUAACAGAAGCAGAGGAGGUGCCUCUUUCCCCCGCACUGACUGAGGCCCAGGUGCAAACCUCUGAACUUGCAAUAACAGAAACGGAGGUGGAGGAAGCCUCAUUCCCAAUAGAAGAAAAGCCUCUCACCAAAACCGUAGCUGAAGCUGCUGUGCAAACCUCAUUUGUAGAUGUACCAGUAGGGAAUAAGUGGCGUUCGACACGGCUACAAGCUGAGGCCCAGGUGCAAACGUCAAGUAUUGAGUUACUGAAGACGCUUUCUUCCCCAUCGCUAACUGAGGCCCAGGUGCAAACCUCCAAACUUGCAGUAGCAGAAGCAGAGGAGGUACCUCUUUCCCCCUCACUAACCGUGGCCCAGGUGCAAACCUCCAAACUUGCAGUAACGGAAGUGGAGGAGAUGCCUCCUUCCCCCUCACUAACUGAGGUCGAGAUGCAAACCUCCAAACUUGCAGAAGCAGACGCAAAGAUGACCUUUCCUUCCCCAUCACAAACUGAGGUUCACAUCCAGUCUUCGUAUUUUGAAGUACCAGAGUUGGAGGAUGAGAUGCCCACAACCCCAAUCAAAGAGAAGCCCCUCCCCCUAACACUGAUGGAGGCCCAGGUGCAAACUUCAUAUGUAGACAUACCAGCAGGGAAUAAGUGGCGUUCAUCACGACUACAAGUGGAAGCCCUGGUGCAAACCUCCAGGCUUGAACUGCCAGAGGCAAAAGAGAAGGCUCCUUCCCUAUCCCAAACACAGGCUGAGAUGCAAACCACCAGGGUUGAAAUAACAGAAGAGAAAGCAGCACCUCUGACUCCUCCAGAUGUUAAAAUAUUAGAAGAGGAGACGCUGAAGGAGGAAGUAGAGCUGAAGCUUCCAUGCCCUGAAUAUACCGAGGCCCAGGUGCAGACCUCACUUGUUGAAAUACCUGUGGGGCAGAAGUGGCGUUCAUCCCGUUUAUGUACCGAGGCCCAGGUGCAAACUUCAUAUCAAGAACUCCCAGUUGUGAAGAGCAAGACUUUGCCCCCACAAGGUACUGGGGUGGUAAAGAAGGUCACUGAGCGUGCAGCAUCAAAGAAACUAGCAAAAACCUCGACACGAGCAACACCAAUAUCUGUGCACUUACAUGUAAAGAUGACUCCACGGCGCCGGAAUGGGAAUAAAAAGAACUAG